This is a messenger RNA of Cyprinodon tularosa, 2727 nucleotides long. RefSeq names its product protein Hook homolog 2-like. The coding region runs from base 157 to 2289 and encodes 710 amino acids. Gene Ontology annotation, molecular function: dynein light intermediate chain binding; microtubule binding. Gene Ontology annotation, cellular component: cytoplasm; centrosome. NCBI's taxonomy places the organism in Eukaryota, Metazoa, Chordata, Actinopteri, Cyprinodontiformes, Cyprinodontidae. Gene Ontology annotation, biological process: cytoplasmic microtubule organization; cytoskeleton-dependent intracellular transport. The transcript is spliced from 23 exons. The record is from RefSeq and is a predicted model, not a curated record.
ACAUUAGAAGAGGGGAUUGAAACGCGAUACGGACUGGAGCAGCGCAGGGAGGCCAUUGCCUGACGUGGAAGGUGUCAGGAAGGGGGAAACAAACUCAGCCGCUGAGGAAUCGGUGAAGGUUCAGUCUGUCGUUUUUCAGAACCCCGCGGCGGCACAAUGAGUCUGGAUAAAGCUAACCUCUGUGACUCGCUGUUAACUUGGUUGCAGACAUUUCAGGCUCCAUCAUGUGAUGGCAAGCAGGAGCUAACAAGUGGAGUGGCCAUCGCUCACGUGCUCCACAGAAUAGACCCCUCUUGGUUUAAUGAGACCUGGCUCGGCAGGAUCAAGGAGGACAGCGAAGCAAACUGGCGCCUGAAGGUCAGCAACUUGAAGAAGAUUCUGAAAAGCAUGCUGGAAUAUUACCACGAUGUGCUUGGUCAGCAGGUCUCCGAUGAGCAUUUACCAGAUGUGAGCCUUAUCGGCGAGAUGGGAGAUGUGACCGAGCUGGGAAAGCUGCUGCAGCUUGUGUUGGGUUGUGCUGUCAGUUGUGAAAAGAAGCAAGAGCAAAUCCAGCAGAUUAUGACACUUGAGGAAUCUGUCCAGCAUGUUGUGAUGACAGCCAUUCAGGAGCUUUUAGCAAAAGAACCUUCAUCUGAACCAGGAAGUCCAGAGACUUACGGGGACUUUGACUACCAGUCCAGGAAGUAUUACUAUCUGAGCGAGGAACCAGAUGAGAAGGAGGACCUAAUCCAGCGCUGUAAAGAUCUUGAACACCAGCUGUCGCUGGGUGUGGAGGAGAGGUCGUCCCUGCAGGCCGAGAUCCGUUCCAUGAGAGAGAGGCUGAGCCGCAGCGACUCUCUGGACGCCUCUGCCACCACCAUCACGGGCAAGAAGCUUCUGCUGCUGCAGAGUCAGAUGGAGCAGCUGCAGGAGGAGAAUUACAGGCUGGAGAACAGCAGAGAUGACUUGCGCGUACGUGCAGACAUGCUGGAGCAGGAGGUGGCCGACCUGCAGCACAGGAACGAAGAACUGACGAGUCUGGCACACGAAGCCCAGGCGCUCAAAGAUGAGAUGGACAUCCUCAGACACUCGUCUGACCGGGUGAACCAGCUCGAAGCACUAGUAGAGACCUACAAGAGGAAGCUGGAAGAUCUAGGAGACCUGCGCAGACAGGUGCGCCUCCUGGAGGAGCGAAACACCGUGUACAUGCAGCGCACCUGCGAGCUGGAGGAGGAGCUACGCAGGGCCAACUCCGUUCGCAGUCAGCUGGACACCUACAAGAGACAGGCUCAUGAGCUUCACACCAAGCAUGCAGCAGAGGCCAUGAAGGCUGAGAAGUGGCAGUUUGAGUUCAAAAAUCUUUACGACAAAUACGACGCACUGCUGAAGGAGAAAGAACGUUUGAUUGCCGAAAGAGAUUCUCUGCGGGAGGCGAACGAUGAACUGAGGUGUGCGCAGGUCCAGCAGGGCUAUCUGAGUGGAGCAGGAGACUUGACUGACGGCGAUGUCACUGUGGGAAACCUGGCUGCAGAGAUUAUGCCUACAGAGCUAAAGGAAACCGUUGUACGUCUACAGAGCGAGAACAAAAUGCUGUGCGCUCAGGAGGAGACCUACCAACAGAAACUUGUCAAGGUCCAAGCGGAGCUAGAAGAGGCUCAGCGCAGCAAGAAUACCCUGGAAGCUCAGAACAGGUUGAACCAGCAGCAGAUCGUGGAGCUCCGUUCUCAGGUGGAAGAGCUCCAGAGAGCGCUCCAGCAGCAGGACAGCAAGAACGAGGACGCCAUCUCAUCCUUAUUGAAGAAAAAGCUGGAGGAGCAUCUGGAGAAACUCAACGAAGCUCACUCAGACCUGCGAAAGAAGCGAGAGGUCAUAGACGACCUGGAGCCUAAAGCCGACAGCAACAUGGCCAAGAAGAUAGAUGAACUCCAGGAGAUCCUUCGGAAGAAAGACGAGGACAUGAAACAGAUGGAGCAACGAUGCAAAAAAUACAUGGAGAAAGCCAGAACGGUGAUUAAAACUCUGGAUCCGAAGCAGCCGGCUCCGACUCCUGACAUCCAGUCUCUGCAAAACCAGCUGACGGAAAAGGAAAGAAGAAUCCAGCAUCUGGAGCACGACUAUGAAAGGAGCAAAGCCAGACAGAACCAGGAGGAGAAACUCAUCAUCUCUGCCUGGUAUAACAUGGGUAUGGCUUUGCAUCAGCAGGUGUCUGAAACGCGGCUUGGACCCUCCAACCAGGCCAUGUCUUUCCUGGCCCAGCAGAGACAGUCCACCAAUGCCAAGAGGGGCCUGAUGCGACACCAUCCCAGAUGAGAAGAGACCUCCAGGCAGGAAGCUUCUCUGAGAUCAAGCAAAGGCGGGAAGAUUGAGACUCCCUCUGAACUCUCUGCACCUUUACCUCGAUGCCUUCGCUGGAUGUUUUCUUCCACUCUCAUGCUGCUACUGCCCCCUGCUUGCUGUUAACACGCCUCAGUGGAGACUACCACUGAGACUCACAGACAGGAAUGGAAACGUGCAUAAAGCUGGGGGAUUUUUUUUUUUUUUUUUUUUUUUUCACCUUUUCAGGUGAUUUUUGUUUUUUCUGUAACUUAUUUUCAUCAUUUUAUAUUCAAUUAUAGGAUAAAGAGCACUAACAGAGUAGGUUAAGUCGGUUUUAAUACGAUGAAGGAUGUUUUAUUCGGAACAAAGUGGACUGAGAUCCCUUCGCUUUGUAUUUUCUCCAGUUCUUUUAGUUUUGUUUUGUUAGUUUUG